AUGAGCAGCAGCUCCAUGAGGUUCUCGUUCACAGGCACGCACGUGGGGCUGCACAAUGUACACGUCUUUGCCCCGCACGUUCUCGUGCACCAUGAGGUUCACUUCGCCAUCGGCAAAGCGCUCGACUGUGAUCUUGCCCAGCUGCACCCCCACGAGCUCCGCCACGUUGGCAGCCAGCUCGUGGUUGGCGUUGCCACUGAAGAUCUUGAGUCCAUUGAUCUUGGGCUGCUUGGCAACCGGCGUGGCUCGUGGAAGCGCGUCUUCGUAACAAUGACGACGACGACGACGACGACGACGACGACUCGCGUGUUGCUCAUUGACAACUACGAUUCGUUCACGUACAACAUUUACCAGGCACGUCUUCCCUACAUGACGCAACUCGGCGCGUCCGUUGAAGUGAAACGCAAUGACCAGAUCACGAUCGACGAGAUCCACGAGAUGCAGCCAGACCGCAUCAUGAUCUCGCCGGGUCCAGGCUACCCCGUCUCUGCUGGAGUAUCGUGUGACGUCAUCCGCUCUUUUGCCGGCAAGGUUCCCAUUGCUGGCGUGUGUCUCGGCCACCAGUGCAUGUUUGAGGUUUUUGGCGGCAAAGUGGAUCACGCUGGCGAGAUCGUGCACGGCAAAGCGUCUGUGAUCGCGCACGACGGCAAGGGACUGUUCCAGGGCAUGACGCCCGAGUUCAAAGCCAUUCGCUACCACUCGCUCGUGGGACUGCCCGAGACGUUGCCGGACGUGCUCGAGGUCACGGCCACGGUGAAAGGCACGAACAUGAUCAUGGGCGUGCGGCACAAGGAGUUCAAGGUCGAGGGCUGGCAGUUUCACCCCGAGAGUAUUCUGACGGAAGACGGGCUCAAGCUUAUUCAGAACUUCCUCGAGAUGUAA
Molecule: messenger RNA, 882 nt
Organism: Peronospora matthiolae
Lineage: Eukaryota; Oomycota; Peronosporomycetes; Peronosporales; Peronosporaceae
Source: the annotation of a GenBank genome assembly